AUGAAGAAAGAUGACACCUUUUCUGGGAGCUAUAGCUAUAGUAGGAAGCAUACAGCUAUAAGUAACAACACUAGAAAUAAUUCACAGGCAACAUCAUACAACUCAACAAUGCAGAAAGGAACAGAUUCACCUCAUUCUGCAGGUGUCGUCCAGUCGCUGCUUACAGCAUUUGUGUCUAUAAACAAAAUAAAGCAUGAGAGCAUCAGCAACAAUACUUUAUCUGAGGUCCCUGUUCUUAGAACUGCAAAAACAGAUAUGGAGGAUUUGAUUUCAAGAUUGAAUCAAGAAAUAGCAGUUAAAGAUUAUCUUACAACAAAGGUGAAGGAUUUGGAGGAGGAGCUUGAAACUACAAAAUUGACAAGUAAAGAAAAUCUUCAUCAAACAAUUUUAAUGGAAAGAGAAAGAAUUACUCAAAUGCAGUGGGAUAUGGAAGAACUUAGAAGGAAAUAA
Lactuca saligna is the source of this 450-nucleotide messenger RNA. The record is from the annotation of a GenBank genome assembly. NCBI's taxonomy places the organism in Eukaryota, Viridiplantae, Streptophyta, Magnoliopsida, Asterales, Asteraceae.